CUCCUUCCAGACUCCUUGAUCCUGCCAUCAUUCCUUCCUCGGACCUCUGGACAGACAUCCUACGGGACUCUACAGGACACCAUGGGACACGAGGACUCCCACAUCCUGGUGCAGGACACCUACAUAGCAUCCUUCCUGCCUGCCCUCAGCUCGUCUAUGAGCGGGCCUCAUGCUGGGUUCCACCAGGUGGCUCGGAUGAUGGACUCUCUCAUCCUCGACUCUUUCUCUCCCUUCACCUUCACCAAGAUAACCACUGCCCACCGUCCCCGGGGGUGUCGUCACUCUGCUGCCCCCGUAGCUGCCAACGCUGCCCCCAAGCCUCAAGCGCAACAACCACAAAGUAACCAGACCAAGACUGGUGGAGGUGGUGGAGGGGGUGAGGAGAGCCGCAAGCCUUGUACCACGUCUCCCGACGCUACCGCUGACCGCUGGGUAGCCUCGCUGCGACGACGUGACCCGGAGAUCCAACCCACACUACCCUCCAUCAAUCGCUCAAGCCGUAGCAACAGCAAAGACGGUAAUUCGAGGCGAUAUAGAAGCGAGAGUUCAAGGAGAGAGAGAAAAAUAAACCUUAGACCCAUGGUAAAGAAACUGCUGGCAGCGGCAGCUGAGGAUGAAGAAGAAAAGGCCGAAAAGGAAGACGACAGCGAGAAGGAUGAGAAGAUUUUCAAUCCCACUGGCUACGAGGCACAUCUCGUGGAGAUUCUGGAGAAGGACAUUCUACAGCGCAACCCAGACAUUCAAUGGGACAAAGUGGCUGGGCUGCAGGAGGCCAAGUCUGUUCUACAAGAGGCUAUGGUGUUGCCAAUGCUGAUGCCUGACUACUUCAAGGGUAUCAGGAGGCCAUGGAAGGGAGUGCUGAUGGUGGGUCCCCCGGGCACAGGCAAGACCAUGUUGGCCAAGGCUGUAGCUACAGAGUGUGGGACGACGUUCUUCAACGUCUCCUCAUCCACUCUCACCUCCAAGUACCGUGGCGAGUCUGAGAAACUGGUCCGUCUAUUGUUUGAAAUGGCAAGGUUCUUUGCUCCUAGCACCAUCUUCAUAGACGAAGUGGACUCACUGUGUUCGUUGCGAGGCUCAGACUCUGAGCAUGAAGCCUCUCGCAGGUUCAAAGCUGAGCUUCUCAUACAAAUGGAUGGCUUGAACAAUUCUACGGUUGAUGAUGAAAAGUCCAUCCUGGUGUUGGCAGCCACAAACCAUCCGUGGGACAUUGAUGAGGCCUUCCGGAGAAGAUUUGAAAAGAGAGUCUACAUUCCACUGCCAAAUAGUGAAACUCGUGCUGCCUUACUUCAGCUUUGCAUGGAAGGAAUAAAGAUUGACGCAAGCGUCAACAUCAAAGCAAUUGUGGAGAAACUGGAAGGAUACACUGGAUCAGAUAUAACCAAUGUUUGCCGAGAUGCAGCGAUGAUGUGUAUGAGAAGGAAAAUCAGUGGAAGAUCUCCAGCGGAAAUAAAAAAGAUGAAGAAAGCAGAUGUUGACUUGCCUGUAACUUCAAGAGACUUCACAGAGGCGAUAGACAAAUGCAAGAAGAGCGUGAGCGCAAACGAUGUCGUCCGUUAUCAGUCAUGGGUAGAAGAGUUUGGGUCUUGCUGAAACUGGUUUCUUCCAUAAAAUGGUUUUGGUAAAGGAGUUGAUUCCGAAAUAAUGAUGAAUGUAGGAGAACUUUAGUUUUCCAAAAUGCUUUAUAUAAACGUUUACCUGCGGUUACCCCAACUUCAAAGUGUCUUCAGAUAUCGGUAUUGUUUGUAAUGGUGGGAAAUUUUCAAUAUUAAAUAUAAAUUUAAUUAUUUGCA
Macrosteles quadrilineatus (aster leafhopper) is the source of this 1793-nucleotide messenger RNA. Its product is annotated as katanin p60 ATPase-containing subunit A1-like. Bases 82 to 1593 code for a protein of 503 amino acids. Gene Ontology annotation, cellular component: microtubule cytoskeleton. Gene Ontology annotation, biological process: microtubule severing. The transcript is spliced from 9 exons. Gene Ontology annotation, molecular function: ATP binding; ATP hydrolysis activity; microtubule severing ATPase activity. NCBI's taxonomy places the organism in Eukaryota, Metazoa, Arthropoda, Insecta, Hemiptera, Cicadellidae. The record is from RefSeq and is a predicted model, not a curated record.